Messenger RNA from Colletotrichum karsti, 1350 nucleotides. RefSeq names its product WD repeat protein. Gene Ontology annotation, biological process: iron-sulfur cluster assembly. Gene Ontology annotation, cellular component: cytosolic [4Fe-4S] assembly targeting complex. Gene Ontology annotation, molecular function: protein binding. The record is from RefSeq and is a predicted model, not a curated record. Lineage: Eukaryota; Fungi; Ascomycota; Sordariomycetes; Glomerellales; Glomerellaceae. Bases 1 to 1350 code for a protein of 449 amino acids. The transcript has a single exon.
AUGCCUCCAUUUGCAAACGCGCCGUCUUCGGCGGUCCAAAUUCUCCCACUAUCGCCCUUCAAGCCCGAUCUCUACGAGCGCGCUUGGUGCUCAGUACCCCAUCCGACUCUACCGCUUCUCGCGACCGCUCAUUCUAAAUCGGUCACCAUUUACUCGCUGUCUUCUCUCUCCUCCCACAGCAACCUCUCCGGAGGCCAUACGCGCUCCGUCCGCUCCGUCGCCUGGAAGCCCAAUCUACCUCCUCAUCAGCUCUGCCUCGUCACCGGCAGCUUCGAUUCGGCCGCCGGCCUCUGGCGUUGGGACGGCGAACUGCCCUUUUCCGGCAACGACUCGGCCGCAGAGCCCUUAGAGAUCGACCUAGGCUCAUCACGACGCCCAACCGCAGAUGGCGACAGCGACGGCGACAAGGAUUGGGAAUUCACAUUAGUACUCGAAGGUCAUGACUCGGAAAUCAAGGGUGUUUCCUUCGCUCCCUCCGGCGCGUAUCUUGCCACCUGCAGCAGAGACCAGACCGUAUGGAUAUGGGAAGACGUUGGUGCGACGGAGGGGGACGACGAGUGGGAGACGGUUGCUGUGCUGAACGAGCACAACGGUGAUAUGAAGGGCAUUGCGUGGUGCCCUGACGUGCCCGGUAGAAACUCACGGAGGAGAUACAGUGCCGACGUCCUCGCAAGCGCCAGCUACGACAACACAGUACGCAUAUGGCGUGAGGACGGCGAUGGGGAGUGGGUUUGCGUUUCUGUGCUCGAGGGUCACGAAGGCACGGUCUGGGGAGUGCAAUGGGAACAGAAACCGAGGGGAGACAACGGGUUUCCCAGACUGGUGACUUACUCCGCGGACCAGACGAUACGAAUAUGGAGCUUGCAAGAGGAGGACGAUGGAGAAGACGGAGGCGUCGCAGCAGGCUUUCGUUCGGGUCUGGGGGGCAUUCCCAACACUAUGCGGAGGUCACUCCGCGAAGAAUGGGUUUGCACUGCCAUACUGCCCAAGGCACAUACGAGGGACAUCUACUCGGUGGCGUGGAGUGCGGCGACGGGUCUGUUGGCCAGCACUGGUAGCGACGGCGUAAUCGCCAUUUACCGAGAAGACGAGAGUGCGAGCUCAGGAGAGGUGAAUGUAUCCCCCGCAAACGGAGACGGCGAGGCCUCGACUGCGAAAACCAGUAAGCUGGUAGAGUCUGGCAAAUGGCACGUUGAGACGACUGUGUCCAACGCACACGGUCCGUACGAGAUCAACCAUGUCACUUGGUGCAAGAGGUACGACGCAGGGUCGAAGAGGAAAGGUGUGGAAGAGAUGCUUGUGACGACGGGCGACGAGGGACUGGUUCGGCCUUGGGAGGUGAUCAUGUAG